This is a messenger RNA of Naegleria gruberi, 399 nucleotides long. RefSeq lists its product as uncharacterized. The record is from RefSeq and is a predicted model, not a curated record. The transcript has a single exon. The coding region runs from base 1 to 399 and encodes 132 amino acids. NCBI's taxonomy places the organism in Eukaryota, Heterolobosea, Eutetramitea, Acrasida, Naegleriidae.
AUGUCUUCAACAAGGGAAAGAUUAGAUCAAGCACGCUCCAAUGUUCAAAAACUUGAGAGACACGGAUUUAAUGAAAUGAUGUCAUUCUGCAGACCUCCAGCAAAAUUGCCAAUCAUGUUUUCCCUUGUGAUGAUCUUGUUGGAGAGUAAAAAGAACAUAGCCACUGAAGAGGAGGGUUUAUAUGAUUGGAAAGACAUAAUGAGAGAACUUACUGGAAGUGUGGAUAUUAGAUCGAGAAUUGUUGCUAUCGAGUCUGUAUCUAAGGAAACCUUAGAGAAGGCCACAAUUUUUGUAAAUAAUCAUCAAGGAAUUUUGGAGAAUAGUUAUGGCAAUAUUUCAAUGGUUGCAGAAAAGUUGUGUUCUUGGGUUGAUGCAUUGCUGGCACACUCAAAGCAAUAA